Messenger RNA from Oikopleura dioica, 1542 nucleotides. NCBI's taxonomy places the organism in Eukaryota, Metazoa, Chordata, Appendicularia, Copelata, Oikopleuridae. The record is from the annotation of a GenBank genome assembly.
AUGAGUUUUGAACGCGCGGCUGGAACGAAGCAGGUCAAGUACGGAACGGCCGGUUUUCGCGGACCAGCUAACGAUGGCCAAAUGGGCUUUAUUGUCAAAAGGUCGGGAAUUACCGCGGCUUUGAGAUCGAGAAAGUUGGGCAAGGCAACUGGCUUGAUGAUUACUGCUUCUCACAAUCCUGUUCAAGACAACGGCGUCAAGGUAACAGAGCCUCUUGGUGAAAUGCUCGUCCCAAGUUGGGAAGGUCUCGCCACAAAUCUGACCAAUGCAGAUGACCUCAAUGCUGAGGUCGAAAAAAUCAUCAAAGACGAGGAAAUUUGCUCUUCCUCCGAAGGACUUGUCGUUCUUGGCCGAGAUACUCGACCAAGCAGCUCCGAAUUAUCGUAUGCCGCUGCUGAGGGGAUCAUCCAGGCUCAGUCUAGAUCUCUGAAUUUAGGCGUUGUAACAACACCGCAACUUCACUACUUAACCUACAAAAUCAACACGGGAACGCCCGUCUUCAAGCUCGACUUGGAUCUGUAUUAUUCCGAUUUCACCAAUGCCUUUUUGGAAAUCACCAAGAAUUCUGCCAAUCUCGGUAACCUUGUGGUCGACUGCGCCAAUGGCGUCGGUCAUUUAGCCGGAGCUCAGUUCGCCAAGCGGCUCGAGUCAAAGGUCAAUGUCAAGCUGACUAAUGUCGGAGAUGGGCAGCUCAAUCAUGAGUGCGGAGCCGAUUUUGUCAAAACUGGCCAAAGAGCUCCAGUUGGAUCCGAAAUGGAAGAGGGCGUGCGAUACUGCUCAGUAGACGGCGAUGCUGAUCGACUGGUCUAUUACUUUUUGAGAAAUGGAAAGUUCUUCCUCCUUGAUGGCGACAGAAUCGCUUGCUUGAUCGCUACUUAUCUUCAAAAACGUCUCGGAGAGGAGACAUCGGUUAACUUCGGCGUCGUUCAAACUGCUUAUGCCAACGGAGCGAGCACCAACUACUUAUCCUCUCUUGGAAUCAAAACUGUUUGCACCAAGACCGGCGUGAAACACCUCCACCACGCCGCUUUGGACUUCGACAUCGGUGUUUACUUCGAGGCAAAUGGCCACGGAACCGUGCUUUUCAACGAAUCCGCGAUCGGAAAACUCGAAAAAGAAGGCCAGACGGAAAUUCUAGCGCUCGCCAAACUCGUCAAUCAAACUGUCGGUGAUGCCUUCUCCGAUAUGCUCGCUGUCGAAGCUGUCUUGCAUUUACUCAACUGGAGCAUUGAGGAUUGGGCGGCGAUGUACUCCGACUAUCCAAAUCGACUCAUGAAGGUCAAAAUCGCCAACCGAGCGGAUAUCCAAGUGACUAACGCUGAAAGAACUUGCCUGGCUCCAGCUGGUCUUCAGGAGAAACUCGACGCCCUGGUCGCCCCAGUGACGAACGGAAGAUCAUUUGUGCGAGCAAGUGGAACGGAAGAUGUCGUCCGAGUCUACGCAGAAGCCGACACUGCCGAGAACUGUAAUAAAUUGUCCAUCGACGUGGCAAAUUUAGUUUACGACAUGGCAAAUGGUCAAGGCGACAAACCAUCACUGUGA